UCCUAUAUUAUAUGGUUGUUUUUUAGUUCUCCUAUGGACGAUGAUUAUGACAAUACAGAAAAUGACGAUAACUUGAUUCAAAUUCAAAAUGACCAACAACUGAAGGACUGGGACAAUGGAAAAAUGGACUGGAAAAGGAUUUUGAACAGAAGAUAUUUCCAGGAAAGUUUUGAAAUCGAUCCAGAGCAGAAAUACGAAAAGAUUGACGUACCUGACUUCAGAAAUGGGCGUAGUGGAAGGUUUAUUCACGAUUUCAAUACAAACUACACUGGAAUCAUUGACGUAACAGGUAAAAGAUGUUUCGUGAUGCCAUUGAAUAGACAGAACGUUCUACCGCCCAGUUCGCUCUUUGAUCUGGUUCAGAAAAUGUGGGAAGGGUACUACAAGGUCGACACUGACGUUGUGGAGAGAGACGGAGUUGUGACACCUCCUGUCACUGACAUGACUGAAAUCGGGUCGUACAUCGACAACGAAUGCGGCGGUAUGCCGAUAUACAAAUUAGAGAAAUAUGUUGGAGGAGUGGCGAAGCGAUCCGCGGAUCAGACACCUGAUGUCAAGUUUGGCCAGUUUGCCGGCAAGGGCAUCUUAGAGUUUGACAUCGUCAACAUUGAAGACGUCCUCAACUACGAAAGACAAACCCUACUAAAGGAUUAAUGCAAUUUGUUUCUUGAGU
Messenger RNA from Sitophilus oryzae (rice weevil), 673 nucleotides. RefSeq names its product integral membrane protein 2C-like. Gene Ontology annotation, cellular component: extracellular exosome; plasma membrane; Golgi apparatus. The record is from RefSeq and is a predicted model, not a curated record. Lineage: Eukaryota; Metazoa; Arthropoda; Insecta; Coleoptera; Curculionidae. Gene Ontology annotation, molecular function: amyloid-beta binding. Gene Ontology annotation, biological process: negative regulation of amyloid precursor protein biosynthetic process.